AGGUCAGAAAAAGCUCUCAAGCUAUAGGAGUGGUUCAGACAAGUAGCGCACUCAGUUGUCCCCUAUCGCUGGACAAGCUUGCUUCCCUCUCUCCCAGACAGUUCUUGUAGCUCUUUGACCAAGAGAUGGCUGUGGUGGGCUUGUACACGGCUACCUCAUUGAUGGUGGCUGCCAUCAUGGCCUUGAUUUCGUACUUCACCUUUCAGCUCCUAAGCAGCUACCUGCGCAAAUGGAAUGAGAUGAAGAUGAUCCCAUGCAUAGACGGAACUUACCCGCUGAUCGGCAAUGCACUGCAAUUCAAAUCCAAUGCUAGAGACUUCUUCUGCCAGGUGGUGGGCUACACGGUGCAGUUCCGGGACACACCGCUGCUCAAAGUCUGGAUUGGCCCCGUGCCCUUUCUCGUCUUGUUUCAUGCUGAGACUAUCGAGGCUGUGCUGAACAACCCUGUUCACAUGGACAAGGCUUAUGCCUACAAGUUCCUGCAACCGUGGCUUGGGACAGGCCUUCUGACCAGCACUGGGAACAAAUGGCGGCAGCGGCGGAAGAUGCUGACCCCCACCUUCCACUUCUCCAUCCUGACGGACUUCCUGGAGGUGAUGAAUGAACAGGCCGAGGUGCUGUUGGAGAAGCUGGACAAGCAGGCAGGCAAAGGGCCCUUCAACUGCUUCAACCACAUCACACUCUGUGCCCUGGACAUCAUCUGCGAAACGGCUAUGGGGAAGAAAAUCUACGCCCAGAGUAACUAUGAUUCAGAAUAUGUGCGUUGUGUGUACAGAAUGAGUGACAUCGUCACCCGGAGACAGAGGAUGCCCUGGUAUUGGCCAGAUUUUAUGUACAACCUGUUUGGGGAGGGCAAGGAGCAUGACAAGAGCCUGAGAGUCCUUCAUUCUUUCACAGAGAGUGUGAUUAAUGAGAGGGCGGAGUAUAUCACUUACAUUGAGUCAGACAGCGAAUCAGACCAAGGCAGGAGGAAGAGGCGGGCCUUCCUGGACAUGCUGCUGAAGACCACGGACGAGGAAGGCAACAAGCUCACCCACAAGGACAUCCAGGAGGAAGUGGACACCUUCAUGUUUGAGGGUCACGACACCACAGCGGCCGCCAUGAACUGGGCCGUUCACCUACUGGGAGCCCACCCAGACGCGCAGCGCAAAGUCCAGCAGGAGCUGCAGGAGGUGUUCGGUGAGUCGGAUCGUCCAGUGAAUGCGGACGACCUGAAGAAGCUGCGCUACCUGGAUUGUGUGAUCAAGGAGGCGCUCAGGCUCUUCCCCUCCGUCCCUUUCUUCGCCCGCAGCAUCUGUCAGGAUACACACAUCAAUGGGUUCAAGGUGCCCAAAGGCACCAAUGCCAUCAUCAUCACGUACGCUGCCCACCGUGACCCGCGCUUCUUCCCCAACCCCGAGGAGUUCCGUCCGGAGCGCUUCCUGCCCGAGAACUGCGUGGGCCGCCACCCGUACGCCUACAUCCCCUUCUCCGCCGGACUCCGCAACUGCAUCGGUCAGCGUUUUGCCAUGAUGGAGGAGAAGGUGAUCCUGGCGUCCAUCUUGCGCUACUUCAACGUGGUGUCAUGUCAGUCGAGGGAGGAGCUGCGUCCGAUCGGAGAGCUCAUCCUGCGGCCCGAGAACGGCAUCUGGAUCCGUCUGGAGAGAAGGAAACGCCUGCCGACCGCUUAACAGCACCACCCAACACUCCACAGCUAACAACAACAACAACAACAACAACAACAACAACAACACCAACACCAACAUGUUGGCCAUGAGCGUUCUUUGAGAUAACCCAUCAAUCAUUAACCCAAACUCAUAAUUAAACCCAUCAAAUAGUGCUACUGUAUAACAACAGUUAGUAAGGGAAUGCUUGGACCCUUCAUCAUUACAGGGGAGCUACUGUACACCUGGCGCGUACUGUAACUGAAGCGUUCCGUUAGUGACGAGUAAAAUCCAUUUUAGAAGACUGGUCUAUUUUUUUUCAAACUUACACCCCAUUGUCACGUCUGGUGUAGCUACUUUCUAUUAACUGCUGCAGCAUACGCGUUGCGAACAGAACACUUCAAUUACAGUACGUGCCUGGUGUAGCUCCCCUGUAAGUCAAACUCACCGUUACAAAUACAGUGCAUGAGAGAAGCAUACUGUAGUUCCUACUGUAAAUACCUUACUGCAAUAAGACCACACAGAGCUACAGUUCAUCACACUGUGACUAAUGCACCUCUGCAUGAGUAUAGACUGCUUUGAAGUCAUUGUUCCACUAACAUCCUCCCAAAUGACUCAAAUCUGAAAAUUCAGUCUGACCAGUGCUUGAAGCAGAAGGAGGUGCCGGUAUCAUCAUUCGCACGUAUCGUGUGGUGUACUGACUCCAGUGAAUGUAUCAGCUGGCAUCGAGACAACAAAUAGGCUAUUAUAUUCUUAUUUUUUACAGUGAAUAAAAUAUUCUAAGAUAUAUUGGUGAUGAAUCACAGUGUGAUUACUGCUUAGUCCUGUUUACAGGCCUGCAAACUGAAAAGGGCUGAAAAAGUUAGAUAAUUGCAAAGUAGGCUAUACCUCUGUAGGGAGGUGUGAGGGCAUCACCCAGAGGACAAUAUUGGGAUUUAACAUGUAAAUAAAGCAUUCUGCUGUACUCCGAGAAGAACAGGGAACAAGGGAACAAAAUGCCCAAAAUGUUCAAUUGAUGGGACAAAUUUGUACAGGAAUUAACUAUAUUACACUGUAUUAUCAAUAUCUGUAGCUUCAUUGCUUCUAGUUAUAAUUCUUGCAGAUGGCUUGCCAUAUCUGAUGUUUAGCCUUUAAACAUUAAAACAGCUCGGCCAGGUCAUGGUAAGUGGCCUAAUUGAACAUUCUUCUGCUUUCAAGUUUAUCCAGUGCGUUCCCAAAUGCUUCACUAAUACUCCAUUUCAUGUGUUUUUCACCUUAACACGCAAUAGUUUUGAAACAUGUUACUUAAGACAGUGUUGGAGUGUUUUGAUUCACAGUUUUACUCUGGUAGGCAUUUUAAGAUGCGCUACUGCCUGUCAGAGCAGCUUAAUUUGCGUUAACGUGCGGUGACGAUUCUGUAGCCUCUUUGCUGCCUUGUAGGCAAGACAGCGCUGCACAAGUAGAUGCUACAGUUUGGGGGAACAGGGUGGCGCGUAGCAUCACGCUCCUGGGAAGUGUAGUUUACUUAAUUAGCCCCAGAGGACACAAGACACCUGAAUUGGAGAUGACAGAAAAGAGUGCCGAUCUGCAGGCAAGAAAAAGUGUAGGUACGCUUAAGAGUAAAAAUCUACUAUAGAAACAUUUCACUGCAUGCUUUACUUCAGUAAUACAGUAAUAUGCAUGUGACAAUAAAACUCCUUGUGUCCUUGUGUCCUUGUAUCCUUGUAAGUGCCGGUAUUGCGUACUGGUGAGUACCGGCCCAUUUCAAGCACUGAGUUUGACUUUCUAAGUACCUGAACAUGUGCUACAUCUACAUGAGUGUACUUUGGCAUCUGGAGAUCUUGUGAAUUCAGACCCAUCUAUCUGCGCAUCACAAUAACAAAACAUGAUCCCAGGGAAAUGCAGUGGGCUUUCCCCCUUCACUUGAAAGCCCUUCUUCCCAAAAGAGUUAGCAUGAGUUAGCCUAAAUGCCCUGCACUCUGGGGCCGGGCGGUUCAGUGUGGAGCCUUUGAAGCAGCAGUGCUUUGAUAGGCUGCCUAUCAGCUCGGUGGUGCCCCCCCCCCCCUCCCUCUAGUAGGCUAGCGCUCGCUCUCUUAUCCUCUCUUUCUCUCUGCCCUGCAGGCAUAACUCAAGCGAGCGCAACGACUUCACCCCUGUUGUGUUUGAUUUGCAGCUUACACACACACACACACACACACACACACACACACACACACACACACACACACACACACACACACACACACACACACACACACACACACACUCAUAUACGCACGCACACACACACACACACACACACAUAUAUACGCGCGCACACACUCAUGCACACACACACGCACACACACACACACACACACA
This is a messenger RNA of Sardina pilchardus (European sardine), 3983 nucleotides long. Its product is annotated as cytochrome P450 4V2. The transcript has 11 exons. Bases 126 to 1670 code for a protein of 514 amino acids. The record is from RefSeq and is a predicted model, not a curated record. Gene Ontology annotation, molecular function: iron ion binding; heme binding; monooxygenase activity. Lineage: Eukaryota; Metazoa; Chordata; Actinopteri; Clupeiformes; Clupeidae.